Megalops cyprinoides (Indo-Pacific tarpon) is the source of this 2310-nucleotide messenger RNA. It is a transcript of the gene tor4ab, whose product is annotated as torsin family 4, member Ab. Gene Ontology annotation, molecular function: ATP binding; ATP hydrolysis activity. The record is from RefSeq and is a predicted model, not a curated record. NCBI's taxonomy places the organism in Eukaryota, Metazoa, Chordata, Actinopteri, Elopiformes, Megalopidae. The transcript is spliced from 2 exons. Bases 109 to 1350 code for a protein of 413 amino acids. Gene Ontology annotation, cellular component: nuclear envelope; endoplasmic reticulum lumen.
GUCGCAGGACAUUGCCUCCGUGUCACCACCGACCUAGUAGCCCAUGGGCCAAGCUCAGCGGGAGUUAAGCGUGGAAGCAAACUAGUACCUGUCUCGGUUGUUGCCAAGAUGGAAGACAAAGAUACUUCAGACAGUCCCACAGACAGCCAGCCUGAGGAGGAGGAACAGACAGCUCUCCCCUCUCCUGGCGCCUCUCCAUUCUCGGCCAAGCUGAGAGCCAUGAUGCGCAUCCGGAACAAGUACCAGGCCAUGAAGAUGCGUCGCUUGGAGAUGGGCAGUGCACUAUCUGUGGCGGGGAGACCUUCCCUGCGAUCAACCAGCCCUGAGAUCUUCACCUUUGAUGGGGUAGUGGGCAACAAAAAUGCACCGCCCAACAAGAAAAAGAAGAAGAGGAGGUCACGGGUGCUGUUCCCCAAUGACAGCCGCAAGUUCCUCCCCACCGCAGAGCGCAGCCGGGCUAAGCCUUGUCUGAUGCUGCUCAGCAUCAUCGUUUUCCUCCAGGUCUACAACGCCAUUGAGAAUCUCGAUGACCACGUGGUGAAGUAUGACCUGGAGGGGCUGGAGAAGACACUGAGGCGGGAGGUCUUUGGCCAACAGGAGGCCACUGGCGAGCUCCUGUCACACUUGAAUGACUACCUGUCCACCUAUGUCCACAACAAGCCUCUGGCGGUGUCACUGCACGGGCCAACCGGAGUGGGAAAGAGCCACCUGGGCCGGAUCCUGGCCCGCCACUUCCACUCAGUGGUGGGCCAGCAGCUGGUCAUGCAGUACUACGCAAUGCACCACUGCCCCCUGGAGGAGAACGCCGCGAGCUGUGCCCGUGACCUGGUCCUCCAGGUGACCGAGGUGGUCAGCCGGGCAGAGAUGGAGGAGAAGAUUCCAGUCUUCAUACUUGACGAAGUGGAGUUCAUGCACGGCCAGCUGCUGGAUGCUCUGCACAGCUUGCUCCAGCCCAACCAGACCAAUGAGUACCUGAAUGCCAUCUACGUGCUCAUCAGCAGCCUGGGGGAGAGCGAGAUCACCAAGUAUGUGCUGCAGAACUCCUCCAGCGAGGUCCCACUGGGCCGUGGGGGGGUGAGGCAGCUCGGGCAGGAACUUGGCCCCCUGCUGCGCCUUUUCCUGGAAGAGCAGCACUCGCUGUGGGCAGAGGUGGACUUUGUGCCCCUCACCCUGCUGGAGAAAAGUCACGUGAUGGACUGCUUCCUGGAUGAGAUGACCCGGGAGGGCUUCUACCCUGAUCGUCUCCACGUCGAGCAACUGGCUGGGGAGCUCUCCUACUAUUCUGCCGGGGGGCGCCAAUUUUCGCGCAACGGCUGUAAACAAGUGGUGGCUAAGGUGAAUCUUCUGUGAAGACCUCAGGAGGAAAUGUGAGUGGAUGUGUGUAUGUAUAGAAAGAGUGUGAGGAACAUACACUUGCUUUCCUUUCAGUAGCCUGAGAGACUGUGGGGAACUGAUGUGGUGUGUGUGCCUUGGGCGGGUCAUCACACCUCCAAUAGAUGGAGGUCCUCAAGUGGAGGAACAGUGAAAGAGCUCACUUAGUCAUAGUCAUCAGAAUAUGAUGCAAAACAAAUGGGGGUGGGGGUGGCUAUGAUUCUGUUUACUGGAAAAGGCAUGCAAAAUGCCGGUCAAUGUGUCUUAUUGUUUAAUGUCUUCUUAACUUUUUUUGCUGCACCUCACAGAGCUGUAUUACUAUGAGCAAUUCCAUUAACAGGCAAAUCAUGGCUGGUUUUCUUCAGUGUUUACAGGGCCUACAUUACUGCAAAUACUUAACUGGUUCCCAGGGGCUGUUGUGGUGUUGCCAUGAACUGUGUUUGCUAUUAAUUGCUACAAUGUGCUCAUUUUGAUUGACAGCAUUGGCCAUGGGUUCAUCUGUACAGCUGUUGUGUCUGAAUACCUUAGAUAAUGAUGUUUUGUGAACUUUGGGUGCAACCCGCUACCAAACACCUCCAGCCUUCAGAGGCCCUGGAUCCAAAAUGUAUAAUAGACCAGGCGUCCCUGUCUGCUUGCUCUAAAAAACAUUUCUUUUGAAUAGCAGACUGCCUAAAGACAAACCUUAUCAGUCUUAGCAUGUCACGCAAAUCCAACUACCAGACUAAUGACUGCAAACUGCAUGAACAUGUUGGGUGGAUACAUUUGUCUUUUAAUUAAGGAAGAAAAAGAGGUCGCCAAGAAUAAAAGCUUCAGAUGAAAACUUGAAAACUUUGUCAUCCAUCACAACCUCACAGGAAAAAUCAACACUGAACUGAAAUAGAGAUUCAUAUGCUGUAAUGUAGUGGGUGAAAUCUGUGAACAAAUGAUCUUCCAGUCUGC